CUUGAGGAUGGUGUUGAGAUUGAAGUUACCAUAAAUGUUGGGAAGAGGAUUGUGAAGCCUGGAGUAGCUUUAAAGUCUCCAUUCAUGAAUGAAUUUGGGUCUUCUAGUUCUCUUGAAGCUGGACAACAAUUUUAUAUGGAAGAACAAAAUUUAUGGAAUGGAUAAGAAUAUUAUUAAUCAUGCUUUUCAACUUGGAGUGGAUGAUGUAGAUGACAAGAUGUGGUUUCACAAUCUUGUUCAUUGUGGUGAAUUUUUAUCUGAUUUGUUGUUUUGCAGUGAUUAUGGCAUUUUUGUUGCUUCUUUCACUGAGUAUUUUAUUGAUUGCAAGGAUAUUCCAUCAAGCAAUUUCUAUGUUGAAGACCAAUGUGCUAGGUUAGCUGUGUUGUUUUAUUCAUACUACAAAAUGAAAGAAGAAGAAAACAUUGCUAGUCAGUCUGAAGCUCUCAAAAAGGCUAAAGGGAAGGACAAGGGUUUGGUGGUCAAGUAUAUUUUUGAGUUUGGCCUAGCAUCAACAUUAUGGCAACUACAACGAAAAUGAAAAACAAUUGGAAAAUUUUAUGUUAUUUUGGAUUAUAUACCUUAUUUGUAUGUUUAUUUUAAUUUUUUUUAUGUGACAAUAUUGGAUUUUUUUAUUAAUGUUUAUGUUUUUUUUAUGAUGUCUUUUAUAUCAAUUUUUGUGUAAUUGCUUUUAUGGUUGGGAAACUUUGUAGCAACACACAAUCCACGUAAUAUAUAUAGUUGACAAA
Humulus lupulus (European hop) is the source of this 746-nucleotide messenger RNA. RefSeq lists its product as uncharacterized. Bases 89 to 538 code for a protein of 149 amino acids. NCBI's taxonomy places the organism in Eukaryota, Viridiplantae, Streptophyta, Magnoliopsida, Rosales, Cannabaceae. The transcript is spliced from 3 exons. The record is from RefSeq and is a predicted model, not a curated record.